Molecule: messenger RNA, 1938 nt
Organism: Sordaria macrospora k-hell
Lineage: Eukaryota; Fungi; Ascomycota; Sordariomycetes; Sordariales; Sordariaceae
Biological process (GO): phospholipid transport; mitochondrion organization
Cellular component (GO): ERMES complex
Molecular function (GO): lipid binding
Source: RefSeq, a predicted model, not a curated record
AUGUCAAUCGACCUCAACUGGGAAACCGUCACCGGCGGCCCCGACGGCCAAGAGCUCGCCCACAAAAUCCGCGAUUUUAUCCACAACAAGUUCCAGGACGUCCCUCUGCCGCGCUUCAUCAAGUCCGUCACCGUCCACGACUUUGAGUUUGGCUCCAUCCCACCCGAGAUCGAGCUCAAGGACAUCACCGACCCCCUUCCAGACUUUUACGAAGAGCAACCCGGCGUGGACUCAUCAGAGGAAUCAGACCCAGAAGACGACAUCGCCUACGAGAAUGAAGGCGACUACCUCGAUGACCCAGUCGAGCAGCAGCAGCAGUACGGCAGGCUAAGAGGCGCCUCAGCAUCCGAAUCCCGACGAAGACUCACAGUCAACAGCAGCACCGGAAGCAACAGAAAUGGAAGUGGUCCGAAUUCAGGCAGAGUAGCUUACCUCCCACCGCACCUGAACCCACAUGGUGGCUACCCCGGCAGCGGCAACAACAGCAGUUCCCAAAGCCUGGACCGAGACAAUAUCAGAGAUGGUAGAGAUGGCAGAUAUUACCGGGAGGCCAACACAACAGGUGGUUUCGGUGGAGGACAGGUCGGUCCCGCCCACGGCACCAACCACCACCACGCCGACCUAGGCUCUCCCUUCCUCGGCGUUUCCACUCCAGGAAUCCCCGGCGGCACCUCUAACCUCAACCUACACUACUUCACCUCGCAAUUCACCGCCGGUCUUUCGGGCACUCAGACGCCUUUAGCUGCCGUAGCAGGCGCCGCUCACCAACGUGGUCCUUCGUGGAUAACCGACCAGCAACAACAGCAACAGCAACAAAUAGCAUUUUCCCUGGUGGAGGGCCAGGGGGAUUCGCAGGAGGAUCCCCUCACCGGCGGCACCAGCACACCGCUAGGCACCUUGGGAACGGCCGGCGGCGUGGGCGGCAUCGGGCGCGGAAUUCCGGGAAUGGUGGCAGGCAUGGGCAUGGGCAUGAACAUGGGAUAUCCGCCGACGAUGCCUGGUGCUCCCGUGCUAGCCAUUCCUGCAGGGCCAAGACAUAAAAGGAAUCCUUCCAGUCAGAGCUCGAACUCGGUGGGGGAUUAUAGCCCUGUUGCGCCGGCGGAAAGAGGAGGAGGAGAGCAAAGAGGGUUCUUUUCGCCACCGUAUACUGCUGCUGCUUCGCCGUCACCUUCGGGAGUGGGACUAGGCAUUGGAAGGGGACCAGGACUACAGAUCCCCAAACAAGGAUUGCGAGAAAAGCAUAGUGUUUCCACUCUGGCGCCUAACUCUGCCGGACCUACGACGAAUAACCGUGCAAACUCGGCGAUUCUAGAUGACGACGAUGGGUUUUUGGACGGUAGCUUGCACCAACACGAUAGAGAUCCUGUCCAACAACAACUCGAACUAGACGAAAACCAGCAAGACGAAGACGACCAAGAAGAAGAAGAAGACGAAGAAGACCAAGGUCAACGCUUCCGCGAACCGCGCGUCGAAGACAUCCAAGCCGUCUUCCGCAUCAAAUACGCCGGCGACGUCAAGCUCUUGCUCACAGCCGACAUAUUGCUCGAUUACCCCAUGCCCAGCUUCGUGGGGAUCCCCGUGCGGUUGAGCAUCACGGGCUUGACGUUUGAUGGCGUGGGCGUGGUGGCUAAUAUUAGGAAGAGAGUGCAUUUUUGCUUUUUGAGCCCGGAGGAUGCGGUGGCUGCUGUGGGGGGGGAGGAGAAUAAAGCUGCUGGAAAUAGUAGUUCUGGGAUAGGAGCAGGAGGCAGCGAUGGGGCCAAGACGAAGAUGGGCGGACUGUUGCAGGAGAUUCGCGUGGAGAGCGAGAUUGGUCAGAGGGAAAGUGGCAAGCAGAGCUUGAAGAACGUGGGUAAGGUGGAGAGGUUCGUGUUGGAGCAGGUGAGGAGGAUCUUUGAGGAGGAGUUUGUUUAUCCUAGCUUUUGGACGUUCUUGGUGUAG